UUAUGUUGUCAGUACAUGUGAGGUAUUUACUUCUAUUUGUAAGCAUGUGACGAUGGAUUUCUAUAAUAAUAUAAAUAUUUGUUUAUAUUGUAAAACUAUUCAUAGAUAAUUAGCUUAAAAAAUAAGUAGUUUUCAAAUGUUUUUUAAAUAGAUAAUAAUGCUGAUGAAAAUCAAUAGAAUUGUAUCUUUUAUGAAUAAACAAAAUUAUUCUUGGUUAGCUAUUGGAUUAAAUUCAACGAUAGCAUGGAAGCAACCGAUGACUGGAAAAAGUCAAAAAUUUAAAACUUAUAAGCAAUUAUUAAUUAAUAACAUGAGCUUGGAUAGUGAUCAAGCUACAUCUCUUCUAAAUAAAAAUACUAACAUCUUUGAAAUACCAAUAGAAAAAAUUAUAAAAAAUUGUUUAGUAUGUAGGAUAGUAUCAUAAUGUUGAUUUUCAAAAUGCUGAACGAACUGACUGCAGAUUUUUAGAACUGAGUGAAGAUGAAUUAGAAAAUAAAAUAAUUAUAUUGGAGGAAAUGGGUGCCAAAUUCAUUGACACUCUAAUGUUGACUGGUCUACUACAGAAUGUAAAUAUGAUGGCAUUCAAAUCGUAUAGUAAAAUUCCAAGAAAUGAAGAUGUUGCCAGAAAUUUAUACAGUCAUUUGCAUCAACCUCCACCAGAAGUCACUCCUUUAAAAAAGUUGAGUGAAAAUAUGGAAGUGAUUGAGUUUCGAAGUCAAUGUUUACAUCAUUAUCUUCAAUGGAGAUUAGCAAUACCGGCCUCAAAUGUUGAGUUACUAAAGAAAAUUAGGAAAAAAUUAAUAAAAAGAAAUUUUACAAGUUUGAAACAAUGUUUCGAUAUUCUGCACUAUAACAUUGGGUUAUCUAUUGAUACGAUAAGAAAUCACAAUUAUAUGGAAAAUUGCUCACCAAUUGAUAUGAAAAAAAUUUUAGAAAAUAUCGACUCAGUUUGUGGAAUUCCUAUAAUAAAGUUAUAUCGUUCUGCGCCUACACUUUUUCAAAUCAAAUACGAUGAUCUUCUUGCUGCUAAAAAAAUUUUAGAGCACUAUCAAUUUUCACAGAUCCAACUGGAGAAUUGUUACGAAGUAUUAUUAUUAGAAAAAAAAUCUCUCGAAUCUGGAUUAAAGAUCAUAAUAGAGACACCAGAGUUAAGGAUUCUGAUGAAUCAUCCAAAGAUAUUACAGAUUCUUUUAAUGAAAAACAAAAUAAGGCAACGAAUGGCAUAUUUAAAUUAUUUGAAAGUAAAAGACAUUACUGUAAGUGCUCUAAUAAAAUCAAAUCAUACGUUUGAAAGAGUUUUUAAAACUGAAAUAACAAAGAAAAGAAGUAAGGAAUUAAUUUGGUCACUGUUCAACUAUUCACGAGUAGAUGUUCCUACGAUCAUAAACAAUUUUAGUAAACAUCCUCAUUGGAAAUAUAUUGACUUAUUGACAGUUCACGAUUCAUUGAAAUAUCUUGAAAGCUUAUUCGGUGAUGUUGAUAUUAUAAAUAAUUUGACCUUAAUUUUUUAUCCUCGAGAAAUAAUUCGCCGAUCAUUGAUGAAAGUAACUGAAGUAAAUAAUAAACUUGAUCCAUCAGAUCGCUAUUCGGCAUCUCAAAUGUUGGCUCUGUGUGAAUAUGAAAUCGAAAGGAAUUAUCAUUUCAGUGGAGAUGGAGUGUGGCAAAAAAAUGAUAAAAAAUUACGAAAAGCUCAGGAAUUAACGCGUUUUGAAAUUAAUGAAUGGAAAAAGUUUAAAUGUAACGAUACAAUAAAUAAUGUAAAUAGUUUUCAAUUUAUUGAUACAAAGAAAAUAAAAUCUUAA
Molecule: messenger RNA, 1802 nt
Organism: Microplitis mediator
Lineage: Eukaryota; Metazoa; Arthropoda; Insecta; Hymenoptera; Braconidae
Gene: mTerf5
Product: transcription termination factor 5, mitochondrial
Exons: 6
Coding region: 516-1802 (428 amino acids)
Source: RefSeq, a predicted model, not a curated record